Pseudocercospora fijiensis CIRAD86 is the source of this 1413-nucleotide messenger RNA. RefSeq lists its product as uncharacterized. The record is from RefSeq and is a predicted model, not a curated record. The transcript has a single exon. NCBI's taxonomy places the organism in Eukaryota, Fungi, Ascomycota, Dothideomycetes, Mycosphaerellales, Mycosphaerellaceae. Bases 1 to 1413 code for a protein of 470 amino acids.
AUGGAUACAGAAACACCGCAUGUCUUGAACUUCCAUUACCCAGCAUGCGAGCUCCUACCUGCAAGUGCUCAAUUUCCGAUCUUGGAAGUGCCAAAGGACGUGGCAUAUCGCGACCAACCACCUCAGGAUCACCAGCUACGCGAUGCUUUCAGCACCAACUUCUACGUUCUCCUACCGCCCGAGACCCGACAGCAACGACUCGUAACUCCUGAUUCGCACACAGGCCUAAUCACUGCUGUCGAAAACCUCUGUACGGUCCAAGGAUCGUCGUCAUUACGAUUCGUGGCAGCGUUUGAUAGCAGCAAAGGAGCCGUUGUUUGGAGGUACUUGGUCACCUACCAUAGCGGUGCGAUGGAAUUCAAGCAGCGCUUCGAGCUGACUUCUGUCCAACAAGCUGUAUUGCUCAGACUCGCGGGCACUUACAAGUGGAUUCGCAUGCUUGAGCACCUGAUCUGCCGCGAGUCCGAUAUGGCCUUCUACCAUGUGUGGGACAACCUGCAGAAAGCCUAUCCAGAUGCUGAUCUCGAAGCAGAAGCUCUGGAUUGGGACGCAGAAUGGGCAUCUGCUAUAAAACGCACUCCUGGCGAUUUGCUUAACGAUCGUCUGGCCUCCAGUAAUACCUUCGUCGACCUGUCUGGUAAAGGUGUGGUCAAAGCCGUGUUGCCAUGCGGCCACAUUUCCCCAAUCAACUUGGCAGGUCUGAAAAUUAUGACUGCCAACGAAUGCCUGGCAAGCAAAUGCUUCUGUGAUUCGGAGAUCUUGACUGACCAAGACAUGCGCGAGAUUGCCAUCAAGCAUGAGAUUGAUGUUUGCCGGGCCAACUUCCUCAAGCGGAACCUUCUUUGGAAGAAAUUAGACAUUUGCAUCAACAAGCAGAGUGUCGUGACUUUCACGCACUCGACGAUCUUGCUGGCCUUGGACGCGACCUUGGAUUCACUCAAAGCGCCUAAAUCGAUCAUUCCCCGAUCGAUGUGCUUUGCAAAUUCCUACCACGCCAGGAAGCUUGCGACACGUUUCAAGUUGCGCUUCAAUGGACCUAGCCAGCCAGAGGCGAGCACUGUUGGGGAUCUGCUUGCAUUUCUGCUUGACGAGGCUACAUCCGCUCUCGGCGGCGAUGAGGGCUUGCAUCUUCUCCCGCCAGGUAUUGCUGCCUUUGUGCGCCAGUGGAUAAAGCGCGCGGUCAAUUUCCUUGACCUCUGCCGCUGCGACCAGCAAGGCAAGGACCAUAAUGCUCUGCAUCAACAUGGCGAGCGAUUCUUCUAUCGGUGUUCAGGCCAGCAAAGCAAUCAAGAGUCGAUUGAUGAGUUGUUGGAGAAGAUGGAUUUGGCUGGGGGAGUGACGAGUAAAGCCGAGAACUUACAUGAGUUGUUUGGAGACAUGAUGAUGAAUGCGGGAACGAACGUGGCAGAGUAA